CACCUGGAGGGUGGGGGGAAGAAGGAGAUAGAAAAGGAUAAAACAUGGAUGACUCCUAAAUAUAAUCAACACCAUCUUUUUCAUAAAUGUCUGCUUGUCACAAGCUUGAAUACUAGGUGCUAAAGGGGGCUAUAAACUGUGAUUACAAGUGACUUAACGGUGACCAGUUCAUCAUGUUAACUCUAAAUGGACUCCAUCUAGAACAUGCUUGAAAACAUGCUGGAUUUCCUGUAUGCUCUGAAAGUCUUCCGUCUUGUGUGUUUUUCCACAUUUUUUUUUUUUUUUUCAGGAAAGCCCAAGGUCUAUCAAGGUGUUAGAGUAAAGAUUACAGUGAAGGAGUUACUGCAGCAGAGAAGAGCACGACAAGCAGCAACCGGUGCAGCAGUUUCUUGGGGCGGCGGCAGCAUCCAGUUUUCAGAGUCUGCGUCUCCUCCUCACCCAGCACCUUUGGAUGCAGAAACCGCCUCUUCUGUUCCCAACUAUUGCCCAUCGUGGCAGUUUUCGAAUUGUCUCUCCUGUGAAGAAAGCCCGAGCUAUUUGGAGCAGCUGGUAGAUUCCUGCCUCCAGACAGACGCGCCCUUAGAGCCAGCCUUCAGUGCUCUCCAGGCACCCUCACAUUACACCUCAGACGCCCUCCAGCCAGUCCCGCUCUGCUUCAACCAGGGCUUGGCUGCUGGAUCCCCCAGUCCAGCCGAUCUGCCCAGCCCAUUAAACUAUAGCUGCUCUCCUCCUCAGCUAUCUCCUUUCACCCCACUGACCCCCAGCCCACCCUCUGAUCUGGAGACCAAGACCUAUGGCUGCCCUGCGGAGGAGUGGUCCUGCCAUGCCCCCUGCCCGUACCCCACCUCUGCCUGCUGCUGCGCGGCCUGUGGCUCCCAGCACGGGGACAACAGGGUCCCGCAGUACUUCCCCUGCCCCAGCACAGACUGCCUGGACUACCUCCCGCCCGUGGCCAUGGCCGACGACUUCUUCAGACGGGAUAGGAGCUGCGACAUCUGCUACAGCUAAUGGCGACUGUGGUUUUACACAUCCACUGUAUCCAAAUCAGAUUAAUUGCCCAUGAACUAUGCAAAGUUGCACUGCCUAACAGUCCAGUUUAUUCUUCACUACUCACACAUUUUCUACAUGAUACUGUCACUACAUUAGUCCUCCUGUCUUGCAUGGUCAGGGGUGUUUUGUUGGCUGUCGUCGUGGUUUCUUUUGGGUUUUGGUUUUGGUUUUUUUUUUCCUCCUGGUUUUGUUGUUGUUUUUUAAAGAAAUCUUAAACUGCCUUAUCAAACACAUGUCAUUAAGCCAGCUCUUUUUGAUACAAAUAAA
Athene cunicularia (burrowing owl) is the source of this 1317-nucleotide messenger RNA. RefSeq names its product colorectal cancer associated 2 (gene POU2AF3). The transcript is spliced from 4 exons. The coding region runs from base 205 to 1008 and encodes 267 amino acids. Gene Ontology annotation, molecular function: POU domain binding; DNA binding. The record is from RefSeq and is a predicted model, not a curated record. NCBI's taxonomy places the organism in Eukaryota, Metazoa, Chordata, Aves, Strigiformes, Strigidae. Gene Ontology annotation, cellular component: cytoplasm.